AUGUCAGACCUCUCCCAACGAGCCAGAGAAGCCAUAGAAUCCAUCCCCUCCCGCUUCCGCGGUCCAGGAGGCGCAAUCGCCGUGCUCCAAAAUGGACAACCCAUCCACGAACACGCCUGGGGCUUCGCGGAUCUCGACCAACGGAUCCCCCUCAGCGCACAUACCAAGAUGCCAAUCUGCUCCAUCACCAAGCAGAUGGUCUGCAUGCUGCUCUUCGACUUGAUCAGCAACCCCACACCCGCCAUGGUGGCCACGGGACGCGACGUGUGGGAUCUGCUCUGCGGGGAAUUCGAAACGUUCCUGCCCAAUGGUCUGGGGGGGAAGAAGAUUGCUCUCGCGGACUUGUGUAAUAACCAAUCUGGGAUUCGGGACUACUGGGCCAUGUCUACUCUCUGGGGCGCGAGGCCCGAGGACAGAUUCUCCCUGGAUAAGCACGCACCGGAAGCCCUGAAGCGGACAACGUCGCUACACUUCGAGCCCGGCACGGAGUAUUCAUAUUGUAAUUUCAAUUUCUAUAUCCUCGCCCGCCUGCUGGAAAGAGUAUCCGGAGUCCCUCUGCAGCAACUGCUCACGCAGAGACUCUUCGAGCCUGCGGGCAUGACCACCGCCUCUCUCAUACCAGACACAGCUCAGCUACCCCAACCAUGCAUCGGCUACGAAGGCGACGUCGAGCACGGUUUCCACCCGGCUACGAAUCGCAUCGAAUGGUCGGGAGAUGCAGGCGUAGUCGUCACGCUGAAAGACAUGAUUGCCUACGAGCAGCAUCUAGAUCGUAGCUGGAACGAUCCCAAGAGUCCAUAUCGCAGGAUUGCCGAGCCUCAGACGUACAAAGACGGGCAUUCUGCUCCGUAUGGCUAUGGCUUGGCUCGUGGAGAGGUGGGUGGAAAGACCGUGAUCGGACAUGGCGGAGCACUGCGAGGCUUCCGGCUCCACCGGGCGCACAUGCCCUCCGAGCGUCUCUCGAUUGUCGUACUUUUCAACCACGAAGCAGAUGCCGGAGGCGCCGCCAAACAGAUCCUCCAGCAGCUCUUAGGCGUCAAACAGACGGAACAGAAAUCCACCCUUCGCAGAGACCAGCUCUUGCAUUGGGAAGGCGACUUUCUCGACGUAGACACCCAACUAGCGAUCCAGAUCACGCCAGGAGAGGGAAACCUCUCGAUCGCAUAUACCCGCGCAGGAGGAAGCGAAAAAGUGAGACCAGUAGACCCAGACCACGCGAGAUCCGAAAGCAUGGAAGCCCGCAUCGGAUCCGAAAUCCUGCACAUCAACCGCCACAAGGAAAACCGCGUCCUCGUAGCCCGACGCAUCGUCAAGCGCGAGAGUAGAAGCGACCACGCAGGCGAGUACUACUCCGCCGACGCGGAUUCCACCUUCCACUGCAGCGGCCAAGGCGCCCUUCUCCACGGUGCCUUUGACGGGUUCCUGGGUAAGGGGCCAGAGCAUCUCAUGCGCUCUCUCGGAGCAGACGUCUAUGCGCUCUCGAAUCCUCGAGGGAUGGAUGCGCCAGCUCCCGGGGAUUGGACUUGUGCCUUCCAUCGUGACGGCAAGGGCCAAGUAGCCGGUGUCACGAUAGGAUGCUGGCUCGCGCGCAAGCUCGAAUUCGUGAAGCGAUGCGAUAGUUGA
Messenger RNA from Lecanosticta acicola, 1623 nucleotides. The record is from the annotation of a GenBank genome assembly. NCBI's taxonomy places the organism in Eukaryota, Fungi, Ascomycota, Dothideomycetes, Mycosphaerellales, Mycosphaerellaceae.